GAGAAUUAGUUAUAAAUUAUUCGAAUUAAGUUGGAGUACUCAUUGUGCUCCUUUAAUCGUAUAAUUUUUGCACCUCAAAAACAAAAAGGAAAGGAAGAUGUUUACUUUAAAUUUCACAAAACUCAUUGAAUUUUGUUGUUGUUUGGUAUUGAUGCAAAAGUGGGGUCAGAAGAUAUCUCAAGAUGUUCUCUUUUGUCCUACCUAUGCUUGCAAAAUCAGAAUCUUAAUCUAUCUUUUGGGUUACUUGGUAUCUUUGUCAGGUCAUCAAAACUUAACUACUCCUAGCUACAAUUAAUUUGCAACAAUUCUUAAUUUCUUAAGAUCUUAAUUCAUGAUUUGGUUUCCACAAAUAAUUUUUUGGUGUUUCUUUGGCAAGGGAUUUGAUUAGUCUUAGGUUGAGAGAUUAGUAAUUUUUCUUUUCUUUCAUAACUCAACAACUUGUCAAUUUAAUAAACCAAGUAUAUAUGAAACUAUAUAUUAAAUAAGCCACACACAAACUUUAAUAAUAUUAAGCCAAUGUUACAAGAAAAAAUAUUUAAGCAAAAUUAGAAAACUAUAUAAUAAUAAUAAUAGCAAAUUAAAACAUCCACCUAGCUUCAAACAACUACCAUAUAAUUUGUUGUGUGGAUCUGUCACAGUUGUCACAAGUAGCAACAUAUAAACUAUAUUGUAAAAUUAAAACAUAAAAGGGUAAAGGUUUGAUUUGCCUACACUUUAGAAUCAAUUAUUAAUUUAAUUAUAUCAUAUAUAUUUUUCUACAUUAUUUGUGCUGAACAAGCCAGCCAAGUUGAUCAAAGGGUCCCUUUUUCCUGCCUUUAAGCCUCAAAGCCUAUAUAUAGACAAGAUUUACACAAACUUUUCAUUCAACUCUCUCUCUCUCUCUCUAUCAUACCAUUUUCUCUCUCCCUAGCUAACUAGCUUUGCAUCAUUCUUCUCUCUCUUUCACACACAAUUUUUUUAGCAAGCUAGGAAUUAAUUAAGCUAGUUAGUAAAAUGAGUAUUGAGAUUGAACAAGAGCACCCUAGUGUUGAACUUUCAAGAAUUGCAAUUUCUGAAACUCAUGGAGAAAAUUCUCCUUACUUUGCUGGAUGGAAAGCCUAUGAUGAAGACCCUUAUCAUGAAUUAACCAAUCCAUCUGGAGUUAUUCAAAUGGGCUUGGCUGAAAAUCAAGUGUCAUUUGAUUUGCUUGAAAAGUACUUGGAAGAAAACUCAGAGACAUCAACAUGGGGAAAAGGAGGUAGUAGUUUUAGAGAAAAUGCAUUGUUUCAAGACUAUCAUGGAUUAAAAUCAUUCAGAAAAGCAAUGGCAAGUUUCAUGGAAAAAAUAAGAGGAGAGAGAGCAAAAUUUGAUCCUGAUAGAAUAGUACUCACUGCUGGUGCUACUGCUGCUAAUGAACUCUUAACAUUCAUCCUUGCAAAUCCAGGAGAUGCUUUACUUGUUCCAACUCCAUACUAUCCAGGAUUUGAUAGAGAUUUAAGAUGGAGAACAGGAGUAAACAUAGUUCCAAUCCAUUGUGACAGCUCAAACAAUUUUCAAAUAACAGUUGAAGCAUUAGAAUCUGCAUACAAAAAUGCAGAAUCAAUGAACACAAAAGUAAAAGCAAUACUAAUAACAAAUCCAUCAAAUCCAUUAGGCAUAACAAUUCAAACUUCAGUCCUCGAAUCGAUACUAGACUUCGCGACUCGCAAGAACAUACACCUAAUAUCAGAUGAAAUCUACUCAGGAUCAGUUUUCUCAUGUGAUGAAUUCACAAGCAUAGCAACUGUACUCGAAUCUCGGCGUUACAAAGACGCCGAGCGAGUUCACAUUGUUUAUAGUCUUUCAAAAGAUCUUGGACUACCUGGUUUUCGAGUUGGAACAAUUUAUUCAUACAAUGAUAAAGUUGUUACAACAGCUAGAAGAAUGUCAAGUUUCACAUUAAUUUCAUCACAAACACAACAACUUUUAGCAUCAAUGUUAUCAGAUGAAAAAUUCACUGAUAAUUAUAUCAAAAUAAACAGAGAAAGACUUAGAAAAAGAUAUGAAAUGAUAAUUGAAGGUUUGAAAAAUGCUAGAAUUGAAUGCUUGAAGGGUAAUGCAGGAUUAUUCUGUUGGAUGAAUUUAAGUCCUAUGAUGGAAAAUCAAACAAAAGAAGGUGAAUUAAAAAUAUGGAAUUCAAUUUUACAUGAAGUGAAGCUUAAUAUUUCACCAGGGUGUUCUUGUCAUUGUUCUGAACCAGGUUGGUUUAGAGUUUGUUUUGCAAAUAUGACUCAACAAACUUUGGAAAUUGCACUCAAAAGAAUAUGUGAUUUCAUGAAUAAUAAGGACACAAAGGAUAUACAAAGUUAAUUUAUUUUGUAAUAGUUUUAUUUUAUUUUAUUUUUAUUUUUUCAAAUGGUUGUGACCAUUUUGAUAAAUUCUUUUUAUUCAUGUAUGAUAUCAUCAUGAAAUUAAGCAGAUAAUUAUGUAAAGAUGAAUAUUCAAUUCAAAUGUAUCAAUCCUUGUUUGCUUGCUUAAUUACUUAAGCAAGUUCUUUAGAAAUUUAA
This is a messenger RNA of Cicer arietinum (chickpea), 2525 nucleotides long. RefSeq names its product 1-aminocyclopropane-1-carboxylate synthase 7-like. Lineage: Eukaryota; Viridiplantae; Streptophyta; Magnoliopsida; Fabales; Fabaceae. Gene Ontology annotation, molecular function: transaminase activity; pyridoxal phosphate binding. Gene Ontology annotation, biological process: amino acid metabolic process; biosynthetic process. The record is from RefSeq and is a predicted model, not a curated record.